GCACGCAUGCGUACCACGUCACGCAGGCAGUGCCGGUUCCUAGGGAGAGAAGUGCUGUCGCUACCGAUUGUGCAGCGUCUCGGGUGGGCCGAGAGAAAACAAACACCCUUCACUUGACACUUGGGGCUGCGGACUGAGAUGUAACUCGGCAGAUCCUUCACGAUGAUCGAUAAAAACAUUUAUAUUGUGCAAGGUGAAAUAAAUAGUGUCGUUGGUGCUAUAAAGCGAAAUUCAAGAUGGACCACUCAUACUCCAUUGGAGGAAGAACAAGAUCUACUUCUAAAUAGUUUCAAUCAUCUCAAGGAUAUCUUGAACAAUAUAGCAGACCUCUCAGAAAUAGAACCAAAUGUUUUCCUUCGACCUUUCCUGGAGGUGAUCAGAUCAGAAGAUACUACUGGACCGAUCACAGGGUUGGCGCUUACAUCAGUAAAUAAGUUCCUGUCUUACGGAUUGAUAGAUGCCAGUCAUGAAGGUGCAGCAGAGGGAAUUGAAAACAUGGCUGAUGCUGUCACGCAUGCACGUUUUGUUGGCACGGACCCAGCAAGUGAUGAAGUUGUUCUGAUGAAAAUUUUGCAGGUCUUAAGAACGUUACUACUCACUCCCGUUGGUGCUCAUCUAACAAAUGAGUCAGUCUGUGAAAUAAUGCAGUCAUGUUUUCGAAUAUGCUUUGAAAUGAGACUUAGUGAGUUAUUGAGGAAAUCUGCUGAGCACACACUGGUAGACAUGGUGCAGCUGCUGUUCUCAAGGUUACCUCAGUUUAAAGAAGAAGCCAAGAGUUUUGUGGGAGCCAGCAUGAAGAAGGCUUACACUAUCUCAUGGAAAAACAAACGAGUGCAGCUUAAAAUGAGAGCAGGAGGAAUGAGUGAUUCGUCAAAGUGGAAAAAGCAGAAGAAAUCUCCACGACAGUCUCGUCAUGCAAGUAAGCUUCCCCUCACAUCAGAGCAACCGUCCAUUCCAGGCCAAGUUUUGCACAGUUCAGUAGAUUCUGUACCUCAGCACUUAAACAAUCAUCCAGGUGAAACACUCUUCCUAGAACAUUCAGUCGUACCUACAAGCAGUGCAAGUUCCGCUUCAACUGUUAUUUCUGAAGUUCCAUCAACUGUCUCGAGCCCUACCACGGACAGCAGUAUGGAACUUUCUUCAAAGACAACAUCAAAAGAAGAUCUUACAGAUCUUGACCAGGUCAAUACUACAGGUAUCACGCCAGUAAAUGCUCCUUCCACUGAGCCUGGUGAAGAGAAAAUGUUAGAACUGCAAAUCCAGCAAGAAUCGCAGAAGAGUGGAAGAGUAGAAGGCUUUUUGCCUAAGGAAGAAAAGGCUCAAUCAAUGUCAGUGGAAUCUAUUCCAGAAGUAUUUGAAGAUCGCGACUCCCUCACAGAAAUGUCCGAUACUGCUUCAAUCCACGAAGUACAUGAUAUGGACUAUGUUAACCCUCGUGGAGUUAGGUUUACACAGUCAACACAAAAAGAAGGUGCAGCUCUGGUUCCAUACGGCUUGCCUUGUAUACGGGAGCUGUUUCGUUUCCUUAUCUCCCUUACCAAUCCACAUGACCGUCACAACUCUGAUGUGAUGAUUCAUAUGGGUUUACAAUUACUUACUAUAGCACUGGAAUCAACCCACAUUGCCAACUAUACUUCUUUGCUUGGUCUUGUUAAAGAUGAACUCUGUCGGCACCUGUUUCAGCUUUUAACUGUGGAACGUCUUAAUUUGUAUGCCACCUCUCUCCGACUGUGCUUCCUUUUAUUUGAAAGUAUGCGGGAACAUCUUAAAUUUCAGCUUGAGAUGUAUUUGAAAAAUCUGAUGGAAUUGGUCACCUCAGAGAAUCCAAAAAUGCCAUAUGAGAUGAAAGAAGUGGCUUUGGAGGCACUCGUUCAACUGUGGCGAAUCCCAAGCUUUGCCACAGAACUGUAUAUCAACUUUGAUUGCGAUUUCUAUUGUUGUAAUCUGUUUGAAGAUCUUACCAAGCUACUUUCCAAGAAUGCUUUUCCUGUAUCUGGACAGCUGUACACCACUCACUUGCUGUCACUUGAGGCUUUAUUAACAGUAAUUGACAGUACCGAGGCUCAUUGUCAAGCCCAGGUUCUCAGUAAUACUCUACAGCUGGACAAAAGAGAUGGGAGCACUCUGACAUUGGAAAUGGGCGGUAUCCAAAAGACGGGGAACAGUGGCGUGUCGCUUCCUUUGGACGUGGAAGCAUCACUACUUCACCCCCCAACCAGUGGCCACCUUAUGGCUCAAAAAAUGAAAUUGGGACGGCAGGUUGCAGAGGAAGGUGAAACGGUAGAGAAGAGGCUGCCCAAGAAACCAAUUCGGUUUUCUUCAUUCCUGCCAAGCCCUCAGGAACUAUCGGAGAUUAGAAGCAAGAAAAAGUUGCUUAUUACUGGAACAGAACAAUUUAACCAGAAACCGAAAAAAGGCAUUCAGUUUCUUCAGGAGAAUGGCCUGCUUGCGUCCCCCAUGGACAAUAGUGAAGUCGCUCAGUGGCUUAGGGAAAAUCCACGACUAGACAAAAAAACGAUUGGCGAAUUUAUCAGUGAUCGGAAGAGCAUGGAACUCUUGGACAGUUUUGUUGGGACGUUUACUUUCCAAGGAUUGAGAGUUGAUGAGGCGUUGCGCUCCUAUCUAGAAGCCUUCAGACUCCCUGGUGAAGCCCCUGUCAUUCACAGAUUAUUAGAAGUCUUCACAGAUCAUUGGCAUAAAAUUAAUGGCUCACCGUUUUCCAACAAUGAUGCUUGCUUUGCACUUGCCUAUGCUGUAAUAAUGCUCAAUACGGACCAACACAAUCACAAUGUUCGUAAGCAAAAUGUACCAAUGACAUCAGAGCAAUUCAAAAAGAAUUUGAAAGGAGUUAAUGGCUCUAAAGAUUUUGAUCAAGAUAUGUUAGAGGACAUAUAUAAUGCAAUCAAGAACGAUGAGAUUGUGAUGCCAGAGGAGCAAACUGGUUUUGUGAAGGAGAACUAUAUAUGGAAUGUUCUCUUGAAUCGUGGGAGCUCACCAGAAGGCAUUUUCCUCCACGUACCCCCAGGAACCUAUGAUCAUGAUCUGUUCACCAUGACUUGGGGUCCCACCAUAGCUGCACUUUCUUAUGUUUUUGACAAGAGCUUAGAUGAAACAAUAAUACAGAAAGCAAUAUCUGGUUUCAGAAAAUGUGCAAUGAUUUCAGCUCACUAUGGAUUAAGUGAUGUGUUUGACAACCUUAUAAUUUCACUGUGCAAGUUUACAGCUCUUAGCAGUGAGACUGUGGAAAAUCUUCCAAAUGUUUUUGGUAGCAAUUCAAAGGCUCAACUUGCAGCCAAGACGGUGUUUAAUUUGUCUCAUCGUCAUGGUGACAUUCUUCGAGAGGGAUGGAAGAACAUUGUGGAUGCAAUGCUGCAACUUUUCCGUGCUGAGCUAUUGCCCAAAGCCAUGGUGGAGGUUGAAGACUUUGUUGAACCCAAUGGGAAAAUCUCUCUCCAGCGUGAAGAAACCCCCUCAAAUCGUGGAGAGUCCACAGUCCUUAGCUUUGUUAGUUGGCUUACAUUAAGUGGUAAUGAGCAAUCCAGCCUAAGAGGACCAUCUAUAGAGAAUGAAGAGGCCAAACAAGCAGCACUGGAAUGCAUUAAGCAAUGUGACCCUGAAAAGUUGAUUACGGAGAGUAAAUUCCUUCAGCUCGAGUCUCUUCAAGAAUUGAUGAAGGCUCUCAUUUCUGUGGCACCAGAUGACGAGACCUAUGAUGAAGAAGACGCUGCAUUUUGCUUAGAGAUGCUGCUGAGGAUAGUGCUGGAAAACAGAGAUCGUGUUUCCUUUGUCUGGCAAACUGUACGAGAUCACUUCUACCAUUUGACUGUUCAUGCCACAGAGCAAUGCUUUCUUGUUGAAAGAGCAGUUGUUGGUCUUCUCCGCCUGGCAAUACGGUUACUGCGCAGAGAGGAGAUCAGCCCACAGGUGUUGCUGUCCUUGCGAGUUCUUCUCAUGAUGAAGCCAACUGUCUUGUCAAGAGUGAGCCGACAAAUUGCAUAUGGCCUCCACGAGCUGUUGAAGACCAAUGCUGCUAAUAUUCACUCUAGUGAUGAUUGGUGCACCUUGUUUACUCUCUUGGAGUGCAUUGGAGCAGGAGUCAAACCUCCACCUGCUCUACAGAUAACGUCGGGAGUCGAUAGCCAUGACGCAGGUGCACAAUCCGAUAGUGAAAUUGUAUCUUACCAUGCCAACGAAGUUAGUUCAGAUCGUGGCUACACUUCAGACUCUGAAGUCUACACCGAACAUGGCAAGCAGACUAAGGUACACCGUUCUGCCACUGAUGUUGACGUUGCCAGCAGUGGCUGGCUGGUGGUGGGGAAAGAUGAUUUCGAUCUCAGCAAACCUUGCCAAGGUACCAAACAGGCUCUUCCUCCUCUGGUCAAUCAGUACAGCCUCACCCUUGGGCAGGAUAUGGGCUCACAUGACACAAAGUCACUUAUCAAGUGUGUGGAAUCACUGUCAUUUAUUGUGAGGGAUGCUGCUCAUGUGACGCCAGAAAACUUUGAAUUGUGUGUAAAAACGAUUCGCAUCUUUGUAGAAGCAAAUCUCAAUGGUGGUUAUAAAACACAUGAAAGGAAAUCUAAAACUUACAAGUUUGAUAAAUCCAACCGUUUGAAGAAGAAACAAAAAGAGAAGGAGAGUUCCAUGAAACGCUCAAAGACUUUUAACCAUCGCCCAUCAAGAUCACAUAGUGAUGAUGAUGAGGAUGACAGUGUACCAGCAAGUUAUCACACUGUAUCAUUACAGGUUAGUCAGGAUCUUCUGGAUUUGAUGCACACACUCCAUACAAGGGCUGCCAGUAUAUAUAGCUCAUGGGCUGAGGAACAACGCCACUUGGAGUCAGCAGGAAGGAAAAUUGAAGCUGAUGCCAAAACGUUAUGGUCUAAUUGUUGGUGUCCACUGUUGCAAGGCAUUGCUUGGCUUUGCUGUGAUGCCAGACGUCAAGUCAGAAUGCAGGCGCUUACUUACCUACAAAGAGCCCUGUUAGUGCAUGACCUACAAACAUUGGAUGCUUUGGAAUGGGAAUCCUGCUUCAACAAGGUCUUAUUCCCACUAUUGACCAAACUGUUGGAGAAUAUCAGCCCAGCUGAUGUUGGUGGAAUGGAAGAGACCAGAAUGAGAGCUUCAACUCUGCUUUGCAAAGUUUUCCUCCAACACCUGUCUCCACUGUUGUCUCUACCAACAUUUGCUGCCCUUUGGUUAACAAUCCUGGAUUUCAUGGAUAAGUACAUGCAUGCAGGAUCCAGUGACUUAUUGUUGGAAGCCAUUCCAGAAUCACUGAAGAACAUGCUGUUGGUUAUGGAUACAGCUGGUAUCUUCCAUUGUGCAGAUUCAAGGACUGGUUAUUCCCAGCUUUGGGAGAUUACAUGGGAGAGAAUAGAUUGUUUCCUGCCUCAACUGAAGGAUGAACUCUUUAAACAAACUGUCAUUCAAGAUCCUAUUCUUGGCCCAGCAGCUGAGCCAUCAUCUUCAAAUUCAGUGCAACAGGUUAGCAGUGCACAAACAUCUAUCCUCCCAGGCUCAGAAGCAAAUCUACCUGCCAGUCAAAUAACUGCACCUGAAAACCUUGCUGAGGCUAGUGCCAAAGAAGCUGAAAAUGUACGAGUUGGAGAAACUCCCAGCCUUACACCAAUAACAACUCCUGUCUCUACACCAGUGAAGAUGAUUGUUGGGCCAGAAAAUAAUCAGUCACUGACCCAGUCUCCGUUAAUUCUGCAGCCUCUUACUUCUUCACUGCAAGUUGGUGUUCCAUCCAUGCAUUUGCCUAUUAUACUUAAUCCAGCUUUAAUAGAAGCUACAUCUCCUGUCCCACUGUUGUCCACCCCUUUACCUGCUACUACCACCAGUGCAUCUGAGGUGAACUAGAUUGGGCAAGAACCAAUUCUUUUACACAGGCUUUAGAGAGUAUCCUGUGCUUAUGCUCAUCCAGCAACUGUUUUAUCAGUGCACUGUCAUGACAGUGACUUCUUUCUGUUCAUUUUUGUAUUAAUGUUCACCUCCAUUUGAAAUCAACAGAUACUAGCUGGGUUUGUGAUCCUUAUUAACCUAGUUAUUUUGCAUUUGUCAAUAGCACUACACUGUUCUUUAUAAUUUCAGCUGUAGGAACCAUGUAAUUUUAAACAUCCUAAAGAUUGGAAGUUGAGGAUGUUGAAGAACAUCUGUGGUACAUUGCAAUUUUUUUCAUUCUGCUUCAGUUACAGUUACUAAAUUACUGCAUCAGAAUUAUUUGUCUUGGCUAUAGUGUAGUGCCCCAGCUCUCCCCACCACUCCAACACGCACAAUCACUGCAUUAUAAAUCAGAAUAUGGACAUUAAACAUUGUUAAAUAUACUUUGAGUGCAGCUCAAUAUUUUAAACUAUGAUUCAGAGGUAUGUUUUUGCUGCAGCCUCUUCUGUGACUUUGGCCUACCUGUUAACUAAUUUAGUGGAACAGCAGGACUCUGAUUAAAAGAAUGGUACUACAGAGAAAACUUAGUUGUAAUAAAAUGCAAAGUAGUUUUCAUAAAAAUCUAUAGCGAGGACAAUUAUUUAACCAAACUCUGUCUACUUGUAAACUCCAUGAUCAUCUUAGCACCAUGUAGUGUAGCUUGCUUCCUUUUCCAAGGCAUGGACUACAUUUUCUGUCUCACCACCUCUUCUAACAUCUGUAACCUUUCAAUUAGCACUGUUAUUAAUCAUUUGGCCUGUACUAAAUUUUCUAGUUUUAUUUGUAACAUCAAACAUUUUCUACACUGCACACUAACUCUCAACAAAUGUGAUCUGGUUUGGAAUUUAAAAAAAAAAUUAACACUGUAAACAUAUAAUUCUGCAGUAAAUAUUAACUUGUACCAUUUCUUAGUUUCGUAGACUUCUAACUAUUAUAAAAUGCUAGUGGACAUACUGAGUUCUGCUUUAUAUUCUUGACCCCAGAUCUUUUACCAUGCUGAUACCCAAGGUUAGUCAUAAAUGACCUACCAUUGUUUACUAGAGGCAUGAAAUGCCAAAGCUUGUGUAAUUUGAGACCAAUAAUCUGUAUUUAAAAGUAGUUAUGUUACUUUGUUUCAGAUUUUGUAUAUUUCAGUCUGAUUUUAAUUUAAUGGUAAUGUGUGGAAAAUGUCAGCAGGAUCUUCUAUGCAUCUGCAAACUUUUGUGAUCUGUUCUACUGUACUGUAAGGUUGGUUAAGAACAUAAACACAUAAUAAAGAUAAUGUAUAUAAUAAAGAAUGGUAAAAACAAGAUUUAAAUGUACUUUUUACAGAGUAAUAAAUAUCAUAU
This is a messenger RNA of Stegostoma tigrinum, 7253 nucleotides long. It is a transcript of the gene gbf1, whose product is annotated as golgi brefeldin A resistant guanine nucleotide exchange factor 1. Bases 163 to 5865 code for a protein of 1900 amino acids. Gene Ontology annotation, molecular function: guanyl-nucleotide exchange factor activity. Gene Ontology annotation, biological process: regulation of ARF protein signal transduction. The record is from RefSeq and is a predicted model, not a curated record. The transcript is spliced from 41 exons. Lineage: Eukaryota; Metazoa; Chordata; Chondrichthyes; Orectolobiformes; Stegostomatidae.